AUGGGUUCACACUCUGCCAUCAUUACGAGGCUGCUGGUCCUCAUCCUGGCAAUCACUGUCAGGCAAACAACAGCCAUCGAUGCCAAAGCCUCUCACUACCCUGGGAACUUGUCCGGAGGCAACUGCAUGCUCACUUCUUACACGAUCCCGUCCGGCAUGUUUGGCACAGCCAUCUCAAACUCCAACUAUGACAGCUCCAACAUGUGUGGCGUUUGCCUCAACGUCAAGGGGCCGAACGGGAACAUGAAGGUCAUGGUCGUGGACAACUGCCAUGAAUGCCCACAAAACAAGCUCGACCUCUUUGAGGACGGCUUUAGCAAUAUCGGGGAUCUCAAUGCGGGCAUUAUCGACGUCGAUUGGGAGGUCACCUCUUGCGGGAUCACAGAGCCGCUCAAGUUGCGGAACAAGGAUGGCACAUCCAAGUCCUGGUUCUCCAUGCAAGUGUUCAACAGCAACCAGCAGGUCAAGUCGCUCGACGUCAGCACCGACGGCGGGGCGACCUGGCAAGGCACGACGCGGCGCCCGUACAACUAUUUUGAAAAGACCAGUGGUGGCGGUUUCGGUGCCGACUCUCUGACGGUCCGUGUCACAUGUGUAGGUGGUGGCCAGGUGAUGAUGAGUAAUGUCGGCGUCGCGGGCGGCUCCAGCUUCACGGCUUCGGGCAACUGCUAG
Molecule: messenger RNA, 672 nt
Organism: Pyricularia grisea
Lineage: Eukaryota; Fungi; Ascomycota; Sordariomycetes; Magnaporthales; Pyriculariaceae
Exons: 3
Coding region: 1-672 (223 amino acids)
Source: RefSeq, a predicted model, not a curated record